Molecule: messenger RNA, 814 nt
Organism: Onthophagus taurus
Lineage: Eukaryota; Metazoa; Arthropoda; Insecta; Coleoptera; Scarabaeidae
Product: trypsin-like
Biological process (GO): proteolysis
Molecular function (GO): serine-type endopeptidase activity
Source: RefSeq, a predicted model, not a curated record
AGUUUUACUUUCAAUUUAUAGUUUGUUUUAUUCAUCAUGAAUGUAUUAACAACGCUUCUUUUGCUUACUUUAUUUACGAUGAGUUUAGGCAAAACCCAUCACAUACAAAACAGGAUAAUAAACGGUUGGGUCGGUCGCACAGAUUUCUAUAAAUACUACGCCUUUAUAUAUCUAAACGGAAAGCCAUAUUGUGGAGGAACAAUCGUAAAAGAAAAUGUAGUCAUCUCGGCGGCAUCAACAAUGGCGGGAAUUUCAGCAGCAAAUUUAAAAAUUUACGCAGGAGUGAAAAAUAUAUCAGAUGUGCAAUCAAUAUACCCACAAGGAGUUAACAAAAUCACAUCCCAUCCACAAUACAAAUCAGGAUUUUCCGAUUAUGACGUAUCAAUUCUCUUUUUAAGUUCCAAUAUUGUAUAUAGCAAUAAAGUGGGUAAUAUCGCACCUUCCCCAACUCAUUAUAACGUAAAUGAGGUUGUAACAAUUAUUGGAUUUGGAUUAACUAAUUGUAAUCAAAAAGAUGCUUCGGGUAAAUGUUCUUCGACUACUCCAUCUGAUUAUUUAAGAGUGGCUUAUAUGAAUAUUAAAGGAUAUACAGGAAAUGAUACGAUGGUGACUAAUGCUACAUUUAAAGGAAUUACAUCUUGUUAUGGCGAUUUUGGUGGACCGGUUGUUUAUGAUAAUCAAUUGGUUGGGGUUCAAAGUUUGGUUCAAAAUGCUGAUUGUUCCGGAGAUAGUUAUCAAGCUUCAAUAGAUAAAGUUUAUUAUUGGAUUGAAAGUUAUAUUAAGUAAAUUUAUAAAUAAAUUAAUCUAAACGAAA